Messenger RNA from Hydra vulgaris (swiftwater hydra), 2139 nucleotides. RefSeq lists its product as uncharacterized. The record is from RefSeq and is a predicted model, not a curated record. NCBI's taxonomy places the organism in Eukaryota, Metazoa, Cnidaria, Hydrozoa, Anthoathecata, Hydridae.
GUUGUAAUUGUUAAAAUGUAAUUUAAUUUCAAUCCUUUCUAGCCUUUGCAAUUUACUUCCAACUCAAUGGCAUAUAAAGACAGCUCAGAUGUUAGUAAGAGGACAAUUAGGAAAAGACAUUUAGCUGUUAUAAACUCUUUAAAUGUGGUUCCUGGUUUGGCCAGCACCUCACAACUUCAACAAACCUCUGCUAUUUUAAAUUCAUUUGGAGAAAAAGAUCAAAUUAAAAUAUUGAAAAUGUCGAACAUUCCUUCAUCAGUAAUAAGUGCAGAAGAAAUGGUAAGUAUGAAAGCUCAUAUGGGAAUCACCUAUUCAAACAUGAAGAUAAUUGCAAGAUGGCUCAAAACAAAUAAUAUUAAAUGUGCAUCAAACAAAAAGCAACGCAAAGUAGCUAAAUCUUGGUCUGGAGAAGAUUGGGUAGUUUGUAAUGCGCCAUUUAACUUUCCUUUAAAGGAUUCUAUUGAUUCAUUUGAAAUAAAAAAUGCUCCUUGGGGAUACAUUAAAGAUUUUCCAUCUCAUAUAAUAAACAAACUGAACCUGCUAAAAAACAAAAAUUUGCUACAGCAUUCCAAUAUAAAAAAUGAUGAAAUUCACAUUAAAAUUGGUGGUGAUUAUGGUGGUGGAUCCUUUAAGAUGUGUUAUCAAAUCGUGAAUGUUGAUAAGCCGAAUGCCAAGAGAAACACAAGUGUUUUUAGUAUUUUUGAAGCGAAAGAGUACAAACCCAACCUUGUUGUGGGUCUCUCAAGGUUUACACCACAAAUUAAUCAAUUGCAGUCACUGUGUUGGAAUGAGAAAAAAAUAAGAGUAUUUAUAUUUGGCGAUUACGAAUUUUUAUGUUCAGCAUAUGGAAUCACUGGUGCAAAUGGUCGACAUGCUUGCUUGUUUUGUCAUAUAACUCGUGAAGAGAUGAAAAUGAAUCCUUCUCAACAAAAGCACAGUUGCUCCAAGCGUACUCUGGAAACACUUCAUGCAGAUUUCCAAAAUUUUAUUCAAAAAGGUCGAAUACCAAAAUUAGCAAAGACUUGUAACAAUGUCAUUGAUUUGCCACUUUUCAAUAUUCCAUUAACACAAGUAAGCAUUCCAUCAUUACAUAUCUCAUUGGGAAUUUAUCUUAAAUUUUUUAAUAUGCUUGAAGAUGGCUGUCAUCUCUUAGAUGUAAAAAUUGCAGCAAAAAUGUGUAUGACAAAUCAAACUGUAAACAACAGAAAUUUUGAUGAGUAUAUUGCACUUCAAUUAAAAAUAUAUGAAGGAGAAAAAGUUAUUAAUGAAUAUUGUGAAAAAAUAACUCUAAUUCAUGAAGCAAUGGCAAUACAUGUUCUACGUUCUCCUGAAAAUAAAGAAAUUAUUUGUGAAAUAUUUCAGCCCAGAGUAGCCCAUUAUAUGGAGAAGAAAAAUGCUAAGCUGAUUGAAUUAGAAGAGUUAAGAUCUAAAACAUUUGAAAAAUCACAUGGACCACUUGUGAAAAAACUUGAUGAAGUUCUAUGCGGUCUUCAUGUUCAAAGACAAGCUUAUCAUGGAAAAUGUUUUAUUGGGAAUCAUGUUCAUAAAAUGUUGAAGCUAAACAGUAUUCUAGAUCUUUGUAAUUCAAUACCUAAAAUAGUAAGUGAUCUUGGAUUUAUUGGUACAGAUGUUCAUAACGAGGCGAAGGUCUUGAGUAAGAAAUUUGUUGCUUUGUUCUCCAAAUACUCGACAUGCUACAACUUUAUGAAUUCAAGUGAAAUAAUUAACAAGAAUCCAAUAUCAGAAUUAGAAAGAGCCAUUGAUAAAUUAAUGAGUUACUUUCGUAAAACAUGGCCCAAUGAGUCCAUUACUCCAAAAAUGCAUUUGUUAGAAAGUCAUUGUGUUGAUUUUAUUAGAAAUUGGAAUUCGGGUCUUGAUAUUUAUGGAGAGCAAGGUUUAGAAAGCAUGCAUGCCGAAUUCAACAGUAUGAACAGCACAUUUUGUCAUAUGAAAGGAAAGCAAAGACUGAGAAGUAUUUUGUCCAAUCACUAUAUCAAAAACUCUCCAGAAGCUUUAAUAAUUAGACCAACUAUUAAAAAAAGAAAGCCUUAUAAAAGAAAAGCUUGAAACGUGAAACUUUAUAGAUGAAUUUUAAAAUCAAAAAAUGUAUAUUAUAUAACGAUUUAAUUUUUAAGUGUG